AUAACGCACCUAUAAAAUACGAAAGUGAUAUUAGUAGUAGUAAAAGCCAAGAAGUCAUUAGUUAUGCAUCUCUAGAAGAGCCCAAAUCUAAUAUUCUUAAGGAACGAUGGAACGACGAUAUCAAUAAAAUAAUAGAUAGUUACAGUUUACCAGCACAUCAAGGUCCGAAUUCCCUCAUGGUACAACUCGAUAACUUACUUGAGGAAAUACAGGCAUUAGAGUUGGAAUACCUAGAUAAGACCAAUAAACCCGUUAGUAAAAUUUCAGAUGCCAAUCAUAAGGAAGAAAACAACAAAACAGAUACUCAUCAUACGUCAAAUGCUUUCUCCACUGACCAAAAUAAAGGUUUUCAAGAAAAUCUUGCUGUUAAAAACCCUAAAAAACGUCUGCCUGAAUCCGUUAAUUCAUCUUAUAACUCAGAAGUAUGUAAGUUCUUGAAAUCCAAGGGCGUAUAUAAAAUCUUUAACGAAUUCCAGCCCCAUGAUGAAAGUUUUGAUGAAAUCCCGGACCUAAAAUAUACCAAUCAUGAUAAGUUAAAUAGGGAAUUUAAACACGAAGCUCAAGUACAAAUAAGUACCAGUUCUCAAAAUAAUCAGGCAUUGUCGUUAAAGUCUGAACACAAUAAUAUAUCCAUCGAGCAAAUUUUUAUCUCCGGAAGUAAUGACUCCAGUGAUUUUAAUGAACAAACUAAAAAGCCCCAAGAAGAAGGAAAAAUUAAAGUUAAGUCAGAACAAUAUAAGAAUGGAGAACAACUAAGUAAACUUACCCAAAACAAGCUUUGUGAAAUAAAAGUUGAUGCACUUAGUAAAGAUCCUAUCAACGAUUAUAAGAAUUUCAAAGAUAGUAUAGCAGAUCUCGUAACUGAAAAUGACAAAAGUGAAGGUUAUCUCUUGACAAUCACAGAAGGAAGUGACCUAGAAGGAAUUAUAAUUAGUAAUAUGAAACAAAAUAAAAGAUCAAAGAUUAACCUAACUAAUAUGAGUAGAAAUCGUAAUAAGUCUAUCCCAGAGAUCUUCCAUCAGAACAAGAGGCCUAAAAACAAAACAUUAGUUCAAGAAUCAAAGUUAAAAAUUAAGCGAAGUAAUAGUAAAACUCACCAGAGGACAGAUAUCUCGUCAUCAUUACGUGAUACUAUUGGAAAACAAGAUGACUAUUGUGAAUAUAUGAACCUUGAUAUAACCAAGAAUAAAUUAUAUUCAACUUCUUAUAAGUUAUCAGCACAACAAUUUCUUCUGCAAAUUGAAGAAUUUAAAAGAAUUUACGAAUUAUUUAAACGUGGAAUAACUCCUUCUAGAGUCAAACAUAUGAUCGAAAGCAUGGAUCUCAUUUUACUUGCUUUUGAUAAUAACUUGCCAUUACCAUUUAAAAAAUUGUAUAAGGCUCUUAUUCAAUUAAAUAAUCGACAGUUAAAUGAGAAACAUCCAAGAAUUCUAAGGAAAUUAUUGGACAAUUGCGCAAAUAUACGAUUUAAUGGAACUGUUUUUAUUAAAAACCCGUAA
Molecule: messenger RNA, 1499 nt
Organism: Racocetra fulgida
Lineage: Eukaryota; Fungi; Glomeromycota; Glomeromycetes; Diversisporales; Gigasporaceae
Source: the annotation of a GenBank genome assembly